AUCAAGCGACAGUGACCAGGCAGAAUUCCGCUCUUAAUAAACUCCCGCACUUCCACUGAUCUCACUCCAAAACAGGGAUUCGGUUCCCAACCCCUCUGACACCCCGCACCACGUGACCACACUUCCAAAAACACUUUAAAAGACUCGGGAUACUACCAGAAUUCCCACAUGAGUGCUUUCACACCUCUACCUCAAGGAAUCAUCCCGGGAUCCGACAAACAGUGCAGAAUAGCCUCGAAGUGUAAUGAUUUCCAUUCAGCAUCCAAAAGCACCGCGCAGCCUCUGACUGUCUGCUGCAGAAUCGCCGCUUUUAUCCAUAUUCUAACGUAAUAUGGCACUGAGAAGCACAGACGUGUCUAGUAACGUUAAGUCUGCUGUUUUACUCGGAUGUGUUUUAAUUCUCUGCACCGCGCCCAAUAAUGUGGACUCUUACCUCUAUAACAACCGCUACGUCGGUGAUCAAGUGUUCAGAAUAAUCCCCAGCAGUAAACCAGAGGUUCAAGCAGUCAAACAGCUUUUCCAAAACUUGACAGUGGACCUUUGGCAGCCCAACAGUGCAUCUUUGAUUCGAGAAAACAGCUCAAUCGACGUUCAUGUGAGACGGGACAAGACGCAUUGGCUGAGAAAUCAUCUUCACCAAGAACACAUCUACUACGAGGUGCUCAUUUCCAAUCUCCAAACUGAAAUUGAGAAACAGACGGGGUACCGGUCCUCUAGGAAGCGCAGAUCUGAACUUCAGUAUGACUAUGAAGUGUACCAUCCUUUAGAAGAGAUUCAGAGUUGGAUGUUUGAGAUGAACCGAACUCAUUCCCACCUGGUUGAUCUGUUUUCUAUUGGUCAAUCCUAUGAAGGACGACCACUCUAUGUGCUCCAGUUAGGAAAGAGAACACGUUUCUUUAAGAAGGCGGUGUGGAUAGACUGUGGAGUACAUGCAAGAGAAUGGAUCGGUCCAGCUUUCUGCCAGUGGUUUGUUAAAGAGGCACUGAACUCCUAUCAACACGACUCCAGCAUGAGACGACUGAUGAAUCAGCUCAAUUUCUACAUUAUGCCUGUCUUCAACGUGGAUGGUUACCAUUACAGCUGGAAGAUGGAUCGCUUUUGGCGGAAAACUCGGUCAAAGAUACCAAAGUAUCAUUGUCGAGGAGUGGAUGCCAAUCGAAAUUGGAAAGUCAAAUGGUGUGAUGAGGGUGCAUCCCUACACCCCUGUGAUGACACGUACUGCGGACCGUUCCCCGAGUCGGAGCCAGAGGUCAAAGCUGUUGCCAAAUUUCUUCGUAAACACAAGAAACGGGUGAAGGCCUACAUCUCAAUGCAUGCCUACGCUCAGAUGCUCCUCUAUCCAUAUUCCUACAAAUACGCCACUAUACCAAACUUCAACUGUGUGGAAUCAGCAGCCCAGAACGCAGUGAGCGCUCUGUAUUCGGCUUAUGGCGUGAGAUACAGAUAUGGCCCUGCCUCCUCCACGCUUUAUGUGAGUUCUGGAAGCUCGAUGGACUGGGCUUAUAAGAACGGGAUCCCAUAUGCCUUUGCUUUUGAGUUGCGCGACACAGGAUACUAUGGAUUCCUGUUGCCAGAAGCCCUGAUUAAUCCAACCUGCACAGAGACCAUGAGAGCUGUCAAAACCAUCGCUUCAGGCCUGCUCAGAAAAUGCACCAAAUAAAACUUUCUACAUGACUUUCAGGGUGUGUUCACACUUGUAGUUUGGUUAAAAUGGUUCAGUUUGUGUUCAAACUGUCUUUGAACCUAAAACAAACAACUAAAGAAAUGUUUUUUUGAUGUACAGUUGGAGAUGAAAUGAUUAGCCUUGCUGUAAAAUGUUAUUUAUUAAUUUUUGUAAGACCUUUUGUGCAAAAAUCAUUUUUAUAAUGGGUUUCAAAAGUUGUGGUGCAACAGUCUGUGAAUAUAAGCAGCUUCUAAUGGUAAAAAAUGAUUAGUUAAAUUUUUUAUGAUCACACUUCAUAAAAAGUCUGCAGAAACACUUUGAUUGACAUUCAGCCUUUGUACAUGUUGUCAGAGGGAGUAAGCCUCGCCCAUCUCGACGUUUGUAGCUCCACCCUCUUUUGAAAAGAGGGCUGGGAACACAAUCUUAUUUGAAUUUAAAGCGGCAGUCACCAAAAUGGCACCAUUAGCAUCAAAAAGGGAUUGUGUUAAAGAGUUAUAAAAAUAUCUAUGCGGCACACUCUAGGCACAUCAAGGACUUAUUUUACAUCUUGAAAAAAGUGGCAUAAUAGGGUCUCUUUAUAACUGCUAAGGUUGAUACUAUUAGCCUCUUAACAAAUUAUUAUUUUUCAGAUUGACUACUGUUGUUUAAUGACAUUACUUGUUAGUUAUUUAAACUAUUGUUUUUUUAAAUGUGUUGGCAAUCACUUGGAAAAUAUUUGGAAAAAUAUUACAAUUUCAAAGUAGAGCUAAUAAUUCUGUGUUCAACUGUAUUUCAUGUAUAUUGAGAAUAAUCAAACAUUCAAAACAAUGCUCAAUGUGCGCCUUGCAUGUAAUUAUUGGUUGAUUAAAAAACUAAUUAAGAGCUUCUAAAAGUGUGUAAAGACAACCAAACUGCCAGUAGAUGCGUUUAUGAUAACUCUCCUCAACUGUAUUUGCAAUAUUGCAACUAUGAACAGACAAAAAAAACAGAUAUGCUUGAGCAUUUUGUCCUUUUUGAGUCACAUCUUCUGAUCUGUUUGUCUGAUUCAUAUUUAAAUAGAACCAUUUGGAGCUUGUAAAUUAUCUGAAUCGGAUCUUUUCAGCAACCCCCAUCUGCUUGUUUAAUGCACACUAAGGUUUGAAUGGCAGCGUUCACACCUGAAGCUUUCUAACAGAGCAUUAACAAUAUGAGUUCAUCCAAGAAUUUAAAAUUACUCCAUAUUCACUCACCCUCAAGUGGUUCCAAGUGUCUUUUUUUUCUGUACAACACUAAAGAAGAUAUUUAGAAAUAUCUUGAAAAACUGUAACCAUCGCAUCCAUUCUAAAUAAAUAAUAUUAAGCCAAUAGUAACUGUUUUCUGAAAUUCUUCAAAAUAUCUUCUUUUGUGUUCAACAGAAGAAAGAAACUCAAACAGGUUUGUGACAAGUGAAGGGUGAGUGAAUGAUGACAGAAUUUUGAGUUUUGGGCAACCUACUUCUUUAAGUCGACUACAGAGUUUUUAGGUCCAAAUACUUUAUAAGAUCCCAAAAGCGAACAACAAAAGGUACUAAAUAAAUUAUGCUCACAGUGUCAUAAUAGUAUCAUAAUUUCUGGACAGACAGAGAUUCAUCUGUUAUAAAUUAUAAAUAUCAGUGUCUGUAACACAGAAAGUCUAGACUCAGCAGACAUACAACGUCAUAAGACGUUAAAAUUAGAUUAGAUUUAGGUGGCCAGUGUCUAAGGAUAAUGUUAUUUUGACGUCCAAUAAUGACGUGAAAUGACGUUGAUAAUUUGUUGACUUUAGGUUGUGUUAGGUAAUCUUAAUUAUUUUAUGUUCAAUCCAUUUAAAUUUGUAAAAACAAAUAAAUUAACUUAAUUCCUACAUGUUGUCCCAACACCAAGCAUUGACUUUGUGAAAGACUGGCUUUAAUGUGCGAUAUGAAUAAACAGAGUUUAUAAGAGAGUUUUUUUUUUUUUUUUUUUCAAAAUUUUAAUAGAGACUUAUAGUAGAGACUUGGACCCGGAAGCAGAACACCAUUUCACAGCUUAACAGUAUUGCAGUAUUGUUUUUAAAUCAAAUAUAAAGGAAAAAGUGUGAACACACCCUCCCUCUCAUUUAUCUCGAUUUUUACUUCACAAGCCAUACAAAUGUCUUCAAGCUAAAACUAAAGGUUUAUUUUUAUAAACUACAUAAAUCAAGCUCUAAAUGAAACAAUGCAAAUGUAAACUGCAAAUUAAUGCAAGCACUUGAAAUGUGAACAAAAUGAUGUUUUUUAUGAGGCCAAAAUAAAGUGAGCACUUGCAAGUUUCAGAAGAACAGUGAUGCCAAUAUAAUGUAAAUAUUGCAUACUGUGGUCUUACAGUGGGUUUAUUCUGGUGUGGAUGCCAUGUGUUUCACUUCAGCUAAAAUUAAAAGGGAAAAAUGCUUUGAAACUAAAUGGUGAAAGGUCAACAGGGAUCUCAACCUCUCAAAUGAGCUAGAAAGGAAUACUCAAAGUUGUUGUUUUGGUUGAAAGAAAAGCUUGUCAGAGUGACUUAACUUGUAUGAAUAUAUGUUGCAAGUGCAAUGUUUACAUGUGUACUAUCAAGUUUUAUUUGCAAUAAGCUAAUAUUUAUUUCAAAAGAAACAUACAGUACAUUGUUCUAUAUAUUUCGACUUGCAAGUUGUAAUUUGUUAUCUUUGUACACAGACCUUUGUAUCUUACUGUUUAUUUUACCAAAAUGUUGUUUAGUAAAAGUACUUUUAUAGCAA
Messenger RNA from Danio rerio (zebrafish), 4372 nucleotides. The record is from RefSeq and is a predicted model, not a curated record. NCBI's taxonomy places the organism in Eukaryota, Metazoa, Chordata, Actinopteri, Cypriniformes, Danionidae.